Messenger RNA from Fusarium poae, 1473 nucleotides. RefSeq lists its product as uncharacterized. The transcript is spliced from 2 exons. The record is from RefSeq and is a predicted model, not a curated record. The coding region runs from base 1 to 1473 and encodes 490 amino acids. NCBI's taxonomy places the organism in Eukaryota, Fungi, Ascomycota, Sordariomycetes, Hypocreales, Nectriaceae.
AUGCGCGCUGUCGCUUGGAAUGUCCAUUUUACUAUCGGCGAAGACGAGGACCCCGGCGCCUUUGCCGGAAUCUACCAAGUUCCGGGGAGCAAUCUGGUGACCUUUCGCGACGUUUGCGACGAGCUACGACUUUGCUUCGAAUACCCAUACGAUAUUUCGGAGAACGAGAACGAGAAAACCUGGAAUGAUAUUGCAUUCUCGUUGAAUCAAGACCAUUCCCCGAGCUCUUUAGAUCCCGACUUGUCUUUCGUGACGGAGGCAAAAAUGGACCAAGCUGUACCAAGUCUGGCGCCUUUGCGCCCCAAAGAACAGAACGUCUUAUCCUAUCAUAUAUACUAUCACAAGAACUGCACUCUACCUCCUGGUUCACCACUCGAGUCUCACAUGCAGGCCAAGUGCGCCAAACAUCUCCCGAAUCCUAGUCGUCGUCGCGAUCCACGAUACCUACCGCCGAAUAAAACACCCUCCGACCCGAAACUCACCGUCAUGCCUCUGCGGAAAAAGCUCAAAGCUCGCUCCGUGUCUCCAAGCAAACGAUCAGCAUCUGGGUCGGCUUCACCCACGAAAGAAGUCGAUGACGAGUUCGAGAACGUGGUUGCACCCGCGAGCCUGGAAAUCGACCUCGAUGAGGCUAGAAAGGUCACCAACGAAUUCAGGUCCUCGUGCCUCAAUAGAGCAACAUCAUGUGCUGUUUCGGGUGAAGGAGAGUCGUGGUGUCCAGGUCCUCCCAUUGGUCCAGGCAUUCAGGCUUGCCAUAUCAUCCCUCAGCACCACUAUCAUGUGUAUCCCGUCGCUGGCGGUGACGCAGAUGACGAUGUUCCUCUUGAAGCGAGUAAUCGCAGGCUGAAAGAAGCAUGGCAAAGCACAUGGAGCCCGAGGAACGGCAUCCUACUCAUGAAGCACCUUCAUGACUUUUUCGACGCACGACUCUUUUCCAUACAUCCUCGCACACUCCGCAUCCGAGUUUUUGUCCCAUAUAAUGCCCUGACGAGAUUCAACGGCCAAAGAGCCUCAUUACCUAAUACGAUCGAUCGAAAGGCCCUACGCCAUCACUACGAAAUGUCAUGCAUUGAAAACAUGGCCGCUGAACGACCAAUCCUAGAAAUCAUCUCGCCUACUGCGAGUAGGAUGACUUCAGGCCUGGCAACACCGCUUACCGCGAAAACUGAUUUGCCUGCAACCCCGACCUCGGGAGACCCGGGCAAUGCGAGGGUAGGCGACCCGACUAAGAAAUCGAGACCAAACUAUCCCGAUCAAUACCAACAAAGAGAUAGUUCGACGCCUGGUGACUCGCUACAUACACUUCAUAUAGCAGAUUUGGUGGUUGAGCGAGGGCAGAAAAGGAAGGGACUAGGUGACGACGACGCUUGUUCGCUGGAUAUGUGGUUAGAGCACGAUAAUCGUGAGGAGUUCUUGAAAGACGUGGAUUGGGAACUACGUAAGCUUAAGAAGAGACGUCAACACAUUGGUUAA